This is a messenger RNA of Saccharomycodes ludwigii, 1197 nucleotides long. RefSeq names its product glycine decarboxylase subunit T (gene GCV1). Lineage: Eukaryota; Fungi; Ascomycota; Saccharomycetes; Saccharomycodales; Saccharomycodaceae. Gene Ontology annotation, cellular component: mitochondrion. The transcript has a single exon. Gene Ontology annotation, biological process: glycine catabolic process. The record is from RefSeq and is a predicted model, not a curated record. Gene Ontology annotation, molecular function: protein binding; aminomethyltransferase activity. Bases 1 to 1197 code for a protein of 398 amino acids.
AUGUCGUUUGUUUUUAAAAGAUUAAGCAGUACCGCUACUCCAAUAAGGAAAACUGCUUUAUAUGAAUUGCACACCUCAUUGGGCGGUACUAUGGUUCCCUUUGCGGGUUAUUCUAUGCCAGUAAAGUAUGCCAAACAGACUCACAUUCAAUCCCACAAUUGGACAAGAGAACACGCUGGAUUAUUUGAUGUUUCUCAUAUGUUACAAAGCUCUCUAAGUGGUCCAGAAGCUACCAAGUUUUUACAUAAGAUAACGCCAACAGAUUUUUCUAAAGUGCCAUUAAAUCAAGGUACGUUGAGCGUCUUAUUACUACCUGAAACUGGUGGUAUUGUUGAUGAUACUUUGAUUACUAAACAAAAAGAUGAUCAAUACUACAUUGUUACCAAUGCUGGUUGUAUUGAACAAGACACGAAAUUUUUUAGAAAUCAACUAAAAGAUUCUGGUUUUAAUUGUAAUUGGGAACCUAUUUCUGGCAGAGCCUUGUUAGCGCUACAGGGACCAACGGCUCAUUUAGCUUUGAAGAAACUUGUUAAAAAUAGUGAUGGAUUAGAUCAUUUAUUUUUCGGUUGCCGCAAAAAUUUUCAAUUGAACAAUGGUGUGGAUGUAGAAAUUGCUAGGUGUGGCUACACUGGUGAAGAUGGAUUUGAGAUUUCUAUUCCAAAUGAGAAAAGUAUGGAAUUUGCUGAGGCCUUGCUAAGGGAUGCAGAAGUUGAACCAAUCGGACUAGCCGCUAGAGACAGUCUAAGAUUGGAAGCCGGAAUGUGUUUGUACGGACAUGAGUUAAACACCGAUAUCACACCAGUAGAGGCUUCAUUAAACUGGGUUAUAUCUAAAAGUAGAAGGGGAGAAGGAGGAAGUUGUACUGAAAAGUUCAAUGGGUUCUCAAAGAUCAUGGAUCAAUUAAAUAAUAAAAGCUACAAUAGAGUUAGAGUUGGGUUUCAGUAUUUGACAAGGGGUGCAGCUGCCAGACACGAAACAAGAAUAUUUGAUGCUGAUGGGAAAAGGGAGAUUGGUGUAGUUACUAGUGGAAGUGCGUCUCCAUCCUUGCAACACACAAACAUUGGUCAAGCUUUCGUAGAAAGAGGUUUACAUAAAAAGGGUACUAAAUUAACUGUUCAAGUUAGAAACAGAUUUUACCCGAUUGAAAUUGUACGCAUGCCAUUUGUACCAACUCAUUAUUACAAACCAAAUUACUAA